AGAUCCCCUGUUGGGUCAUUAUAGUUCAUUUAACAAUAUCAAAAGACCACAGUUUGUUUUCUUAUCAUUAUUAUUGUGUUUAUGCAUACUGCUAAAACGUUAUGCACUGUAGCUUAUAUGAGGCCAUGUUUCUCAAAAGCACUACUGAUAUUACUUCAUUAAUUUCAUUGAACGGUCUUUACCAGUGGAAGAUCUCAAAGCAGCGAAUCAUAUGAAGCAUUAUGAAUAUUUUUAUGAGGUUUUCAACGUUUAAUGGAAAACAUAUAAAUACUGCUAUGCAUAAUUUACUUUUGGCUUUCAUUGUUUUACUAAGCUUUUGUAAGACAUCAGGACAAGAGGAUUGUAUGUUACCUGUUGAAUCAAGAAUGUGUUCAGCAGGAGACCCAAUAUUGCGAUUUUAUUACGAACACAUAAUUGGAAAUUGCUUACCUUUUGCAUAUUAUUGUGAUGGCAAUAGUAACAACUUUGAAACAAUUCAACAGUGCCAACUUGCUUGCACAGGAAGAUCAGUCAAUGCAUGUGAUAGUUCUCCUUGCCAAAUUGAUGAACAAUGUGUUGACAACGUAGCCAGUGGAUAUUGUUGUGUUUCAUCAAAUCCAUGUAGCAGUUCUCCUUGUCUUAAUGGAGGGGCAUGUAACAAUUUUGUAACAUCAUACACCUGCACAUGCCCAACCUCGUAUACUGGCACACGUUGCGAAACACUUGUUUCAUCAAAUCCAUGUAACAGUUCUCCUUGUCUUAAUGGAGGAGCAUGUAACAAUUUUGUAACAUCAUACACCUGCACAUGCCCAACCUCGUAUACUGGCACACGUUGCGAAACACUUGUUUCAUCAAAUCCAUGUAACAGUUCUCCUUGUCUUAAUGGAGGAGCAUGUAACAAUUUUGUAACAUCAUACACCUGCACAUGCCCAACCUCGUAUACUGGCACACGUUGCGAAACACUUGUUUCAUCAAAUCCAUGUAACAGUUCUCCUUGUCUUAAUGGAGGAGUAUGUAACAAUUUUGUAACAUCAUACACCUGCACAUGCCCAACCUCGUAUACUGGCACACGUUGCGAAACACUUGUGAGUACUGCAUGUAGCAGUGCUCCUUGCCUUAACAGUGGGACUUGUAAUGAUCUUGGAGCUGAGGGAUAUUCUUGUACAUGUACAAGCUCAUAUACUGGCACUCAUUGUGAAUCUGCUGUAAGUACAGCUUGCAAUCCAAACCCAUGUCAAAAUAAUGGUAUGUGUAUGGCAUCUGGAAUAUCCUUUAUGUGUGUGUGUGCAGCAGGCUAUAGUGGUACUACCUGUGGAACAAUCACCUCAUCAAGUCCGUGUAAUCCAAAUCCAUGUCAAAAUGGCGGAAUGUGCACCACAACUUCUACAACUUAUAUGUGUAUGUGCUCUGAAGGUUUCUCUGGCACAAACUGUCAAACAACAGGAACAACAUCAACUCCUUGUGACAACAAUCCCUGCCCUGCUGGACAAGAGUGCUUUUUCACGCCAACUAUGUACAUUUGCCAAACAGCCACCGGAAGAAGACGACGAGAUGUUGAAGUGUCUCUUGAGUUGCCAGGUUAUUCCAGUGUUUGUGCUCCCAAUCCUUGUGGAAAUGGUGGCACAUGCCAUCCAUUUGAACAUGGAGAACAAGAAUACUUCAUGUGUAAGUGUACACCAGGAUGGACUGGAACCAACUGUAUGGAUGUUCACCCUGUACGAAGAUCUGUGGCAACUGAAACGUGUGCAGAUGACCCAUGUCUAAAUGAAGGUGUGUGUUUUCAGGUGGAUUCGUGUGAAAACUAUGUGUGUGCAUGUGUCGGUUGCUAUACUGGUAUCAAUUGUGAAACAGGUAAGUUAUUAUAAAGGAGCAUUUUACUU
Anneissia japonica is the source of this 1859-nucleotide messenger RNA. RefSeq names its product fibropellin-1-like. NCBI's taxonomy places the organism in Eukaryota, Metazoa, Echinodermata, Crinoidea, Comatulida, Comatulidae. The coding region runs from base 222 to 1844 and encodes 540 amino acids. The record is from RefSeq and is a predicted model, not a curated record. Gene Ontology annotation, biological process: establishment or maintenance of epithelial cell apical/basal polarity; heterophilic cell-cell adhesion; axon guidance. Gene Ontology annotation, cellular component: plasma membrane; signaling receptor complex; cell surface. The transcript is spliced from 16 exons. Gene Ontology annotation, molecular function: serine-type endopeptidase inhibitor activity; calcium ion binding.